AGCAGCAGGAAAGAUGGCGGCGGAGGAGGAGACGAGGCUGAAGCAGCGGAACCACAAGAACAGCAUCUUCUCCGAGGAUGGCCACAGGUUCACAGCAGACACGUCCCAGAUGAGGCCUGAGGAGGAAGACGACCUGCCGCAGGCGGGCAGAGCGCGGCCCAUUCAGAUCGUGGUCGCUAACGAGGAGGAGCACUCGUUCACGCUGCAGGAGGAGGUGCUGGAGCGGCUGCUGCUUCAGGAGGAGGUGCAGGACCUCCACGUGGUCGUCGUCUGUGUGGCUGGAGCAUUCCGCAAGGGCAAGUCCUUCCUGCUGGACUUCAUGCUGCGAUACAUGUACAAGCAGUCCAGCUCCUGGGUGGGCAGCGAGGACGAGCCUCUGACGGGCUUCACCUGGCGUGGCGGCUGUGAGAGAGAGACCACCGGCAUCCUGGCCUGGAGCGAGGUGUUUGUGGUGGAGAAACCAGACGGCUGCAAGGUUGCAGUUCUACUAAUCGACACACAGGGGGCAUUUGACAGCCAAUCAACUAUUAAAGACUGUGCCACUCUGUUCGCUCUGAGCACCAUGACCAGCUCCGUCCAGGUUUACAACUUGUCCCAGAACGUCCAGGAAGACGACCUGCAGCACCUUCAGCUCUUCACGGAGUACGGGAGACUCGCGAUGGAGGAAGUCUACGAGAAACCUUUCCAGACUCUGAUGUUCCUGAUCCGAGACUGGAGUUACCCGUACGAGCAUCCGUAUGGUUUGGACGGAGGAAUGAGUUUCCUGGAGAAACGGCUGCAGGUGAAGCAGAACCAGCACGAGGAGCUGCAGAACGUCAGGAAACACAUCCACUCCUGCUUCUCAAACAUCGGCUGCUUCCUGCUGCCUCACCCCGGCCUCAAGGUCGCCACCAACCCUCAGUUCGACGGCCGGCUCAGAGAUAUCGAUGAGGAGUUUAAGAAGGAGCUGAUCAACCUGGUCCCGACGCUGCUGUCGCCAGAGAACCUGGUGGAGAAGGAGAUCGGAGGAGUGAAGAUCACCUGCAGAGACCUGCUGCACUACUUCAAGGCUUACAUGAAGAUCUACCAGGGGGAGGAGCUUCCUCACCCAAAGUCAAUGCUGCAGGCAACAGCUGAGGCCAAUAACCUUGCAGCUGUAGCAGGAGCCAAAGACAUGUACAACAAGAGCAUGGAGCAGGUGUGUGGUGGAGAUAAACCCUACAUGUCCCCGACGGAGCUGGAGCGCCGUCACGUGGAGCUGCGGCAGGCGUCGGUGCGACACUUCCGCUCCGUUAAGAAGAUGGGCGGUGAGGAGUUCUGCCGGCGCUACCAGGAGCAGCUGGAGGCGGAGCUCGACGAAGCUUGCGCCAACUUCAACAAGCACAACGACGGCAAGAACAUCUUCUUUGCUGCACGGACACCGGCCACGCUGUUCGCUGUCAUGUUCAUCAUGUACGUGGUGUCGAUGGUCACGGGGUUUGUGGGCAUCAACUCGGUGGCCACUGUGUGCAACCUGCUGAUGGGCGUGGCUCUGGCGGCGCUCUGCCUCUGGGCCUACGUCAAAUACUCAGGAGAGUUCCGUGAGGUGGGAGGAGUCAUCGACCAGGUUGCUGAAACCCUCUGGGAACAGAGGACUCCACGGAAGGUUUUCUACAAACUCUUCGAGGUGGCUCGGAGUCGAGUCCCGUUGGGAAGCCUGAUCCCGGUGCCCCGCCCCCGACUCGCCUCAAACAACAACGUCAAGAAGAAAAACUAGCAGCUCGCGUCUUCGGUCAUGUUUUAUUCACCCCCCCCCCACCCCCACCCCUCUCUCGCUCUCUCUCUCUCUCUCUCUUCCGCUGUACAGUUUGGAAACGGCGUGCUUAGGACGUCUGAGGCGUGUGAAUCAGUUUUUGUUCCCAGUGUAGAUGAGGGUUCCUCGCCGCGCCGGCUGUAGGUGUCGGGAUCGCUGUAGACCCAGAUGUAUUUAGUGGGCGGGGUUAAGGUGUUAUUGUGGGAGGGGCCAUUAUUCUGUCACCGCGUCAUCGCAGGUGUGUUCACCUGUCGACUUUUACAAUUCCCGUUUAUGUGAAUGUACGAAUGAAGAGCACGACCACCGUCCCUCCUCCUGUCGUCUGGCGCCGGGCGGCGUCGGGAGGAGGAGUCACAACCAAAGUUUACAGCUUUACUCAGUUCAACAGGCGACAAACAGACGAAUGGUUUCCAGGGCAACGAGGACGGUUCGGUUUCAGGAAACGUUUUUCUUUCUCACCCAAAAUCAGAAACUGAGUCUGUGAAGGUUUGAUUAGAGUUUAAUAAAGUUAAACUCUAAUCAAACCUUCACAGACUAGAGACACUUUACUCUCAACUGCAUGUGGGGAAAAAAAUGUAUUCAUUCAAAUAUUCAUUAUCUCAGUCUUCUUCAGUGAAGAUGAACUCGUUCAUGCAGUGGUCCCUUUUCAGCCCUGCAGUUUUAUAUUAAUACUAAAAUGGAAAAUAUAUAAUCAGGUACAGUUUAGUUGGAUCAUUAGUGUUACAUGAGCAUUGAGCAUUUUGAAUUUGAUCAAAUAUUCUUAAAACUAAGUACUUAAUAUAAAUUAGGAAGUGACUUCACAUAAAAAGCAGAUUUUAACUAAAGUAUUUGUUUUAACGGUCUGAAGCUACUCUAAAGGUUUUUAUAUUUAAAGUUUCUGAUUCUGGGAAAGAUCUGAAGAGAAGAUUUCCCCUAAAACCAGACUCGUCUCCAUCAGCGUCCGUGUGAUUGGACGGACGCUGAUGGAGCGGCGUGCUGGCGAGACGCCGUUACCUUUAGACCAGUUUGUCGUGAGAUCGCGACUUGAUGAUUUUCUUUUUAACUUUGAUUUCUGGAAUUUACCUCCAUGUUUUUGUGUUUACCUGAGAGAUUUCACAGCACUUAGUUUGCGAGACGUUGUGACGGACGUGGAGCUCGUGUGCGUGGCGUUGGAGGCGGAGUCGACUGAGACGAGGGACAAAAGGUUAAAACCUUCCCCGCUGCUCCGCCUCUGAGCACCAGACUGACAACGAUCCUCGGAUCUCAAGAAGACACUGCGAUAAGUUUGCAUAUUUAUGAAAAUGUUGAACAAUUUCUUCUUUCCUGUGAGAUCAUUUUGGCUUUUAAACAUUUCCUUUAAACUGGUUGUUGGUCUUAAAAGUUCUGACUUCUGGGGUUUCAGAGUAAAAUCCUUUUUAGUUUCUUCCUCCGGUUCAUCUGUAGAUAAUAUUAAAUUAUUGAACUUGAGUGUUGUUCCCUCUCUCGUCAUUCCUCCUCCUCCUCCUCUUCCUCCUGCUCCUCUUCCUCAUGAACCACCACCUCUGUUUUUAAAGCACCAGGAAGUUGUUUUAGUACAAACACUAAAUAUCCAGUUGAUGCUCGUUCUCACUGUUUCACAUUUCAUCGCCACAAUCCGUUAAUCGAUGACUGAAAGGUUCAAUCCCGACUUUGACCUCAGCUCAUGGGGUCGGAGGUCGUCCCCUUGUUUUGCUGAAUCAUCAUCAUUCCAUCCACAUCACCACCGUGUGCUUUUUGUUUUUGUACAGUUUAGUUUUUUACAGCCUCAUCCGCGCACAGGGCAUGUGUAUGAAAUCUAUACAUAUAUAAAUAUAAAUUUUCUAGACCUUUUUGUAGCUGGAAGAACGACGGUCAGGUGGUAGAACCAGAUUCAGCUCCCUGGAUGUAAAGGAAUGCUUUCGUGAUUUGUGGAUAUGUCUAAUAAAUUCCUUUUUUAUAAAUAUAUUUGUAAAUUUAAUCUUACAUGAGCACUGCGAUUCCACCCCCUGCUGGCAAAGAAUGUUUAUAAUCAGGAUUUCUUUCUCUCUUUUCGUCAUAUGUUGCAUUUUAAAGUUAUUUUUCGUUAAUUUAUUUUUCAGUAUGAUAUUAAACCAAACUCCUACAACACA
This is a messenger RNA of Limanda limanda (common dab), 3876 nucleotides long. RefSeq names its product atlastin-2-like. Bases 14 to 1735 code for a protein of 573 amino acids. NCBI's taxonomy places the organism in Eukaryota, Metazoa, Chordata, Actinopteri, Pleuronectiformes, Pleuronectidae. The record is from RefSeq and is a predicted model, not a curated record. Gene Ontology annotation, molecular function: GTPase activity; GTP binding. The transcript has 14 exons. Gene Ontology annotation, biological process: protein homooligomerization; endoplasmic reticulum organization.